Messenger RNA from Geosmithia morbida, 219 nucleotides. RefSeq lists its product as uncharacterized. The transcript is spliced from 4 exons. NCBI's taxonomy places the organism in Eukaryota, Fungi, Ascomycota, Sordariomycetes, Hypocreales, Bionectriaceae. The record is from RefSeq and is a predicted model, not a curated record. Bases 1 to 219 code for a protein of 72 amino acids.
AUGGCGCAUCUCAAGUUCCGGCCGGACCCGGCCUACCAGAAGUAUGCGGCCAUGUCCAAGAACCGCCACCACUACUUCCGCUUCACGCCGCGCACUGCCCGCAUCACCUUCAUCUACGUGGCUGUCAUCCCCGCCCUUCUCGGCGUUGUUGCCUACCAGACCGACGGACUCUAUGCUUUGAGGGCAAAGCGGAGGGGCGACACUGUCUACGAGAAAUAA